AUGGCCGACCUGCACCAAGAUAGUCGUCAUCCCCUUCCGCCUCCUCCUCCCUCGCACGAACAUUACUCUCACCAAGACACCUCCUACGACUACAACCAGCAGCAGCAGCAGCAGCAGCCCCAGCAGCAGCAGCGUCAGCAGCAGCGUCAGCAGACUUCGCCCAUCUCUCCGCAGCAACCCGCCUUUGCUCAGCAGCCACCUCGACAGCCCCAGCAGUACCAGCAGCAGCAGCUACAGCAGCUUCAGCAGCAAAUUCGACAGCCGCCCGCUGCCCAAAUAGCCCACCAACAGAAGCCCUCGAAAUCUAGGACAUUCAGCUUCGGGUCCGGCAAAUCGCGACGGAGCUCGACGAGCCACCCAAGGCACGACGACACGCAUGAGACAUCGGCAGAGAAAGAAUCCCAUCGUUUACACAGCAAAGCCGACCCCACCAUGGCCAUCAGCGAAGCCGAGCCAGACACUGAAUCAACCCCGCAAAAUGGCCGGCGGAGCAGCUAUUAUGCUGGCAACAACGGUGCUCGAUACCCCCAGGACAGCUACUAUGGUGGACGUCCCAACUCUGUGCGGCCUGAGAGUACGCACAUGGACUACAACAGCCCCAACCGCUCCGGCUAUUUCGAUGGUGGCUCGUACGGCCAGGGUGGAUACGGGCCUGGGCCCAGCCGUCAGAGGGCACCGAGAAUGAACUCGGAACCCAUGAACGGCUAUGGCCGUGGCGGGCAACAAGUCUACCCGAUCCCCCACAAGGACCGCUCUUACGAAACCGUCACAACAGCAGCAGGCAGCGGUCACUCCGAACAGGCCGGCUACCAGACGGACCCGACAAGCAGUGACAACAGCUCCAUUGAUCGGGUGUCGCCUGCGAAACGUGCGGAGCCGACCAACGACUAUGGCAUCGGCUUCAACCAACAAGGCGCAUAUCAGCCUGCCGCCUUUAACAAUUACGCUUCGGGCGCGAACGGUGCUGGCCCCAGCGGCGCCAACUACCGCCCCGCCCCCAUGACAAACCUGAACUCGGCUGCGCCGCCCGCCGCGCCCCAAAAGCUGGGAGGCGGCAUGUUGCGCAAGCAGACCACUCAGCAAAGCACACAAUCACGACCAGACGUUGGCGAAAAGAGAAAGAGUUGGUUCUCGCGCCGCUUCAGUAAGGCCAAUUAA
Molecule: messenger RNA, 1158 nt
Organism: Verticillium alfalfae VaMs.102
Lineage: Eukaryota; Fungi; Ascomycota; Sordariomycetes; Glomerellales; Plectosphaerellaceae
Exons: 3
Coding region: 1-1158 (385 amino acids)
Source: RefSeq, a predicted model, not a curated record